UAUUAACCCUACAGGGAAGAAGAAAGGGUUUCAAAGUUGAAGUUGUAAUUGGUUCCGGUGUAUCUGGGGGUCACACAGAGGGGUAGCUAAAGAAAAGACUUCAAAAUGCUGUUGCAAAGAGUGUUGCACAUCGGAGGCUUGACGCUGAAACACAGCCGGUCCAUCCACCACAGUCCUGUAUGGAGGAGUCCUCUUAUACCCAUGGUUGUGGAGCAGACAGGGAGAGGAGAAAGAGCAUAUGACAUCUAUUCCCGCCUCCUGAGAGAGAGAAUCAUUUGUGUAAUGGGUCCUAUCGAUGACACUGUGGCUAGUCUGGUUAUCGCCCAGCUGCUCUUCCUACAGUCAGAAAGCAACAACAAGCCCAUCCACAUGUACAUCAACAGUCCUGGCGGUGUGGUGACAGCAGGCCUGGCCAUUUACGACACCAUGCAGUACAUCCUUAAUCCCAUCUCCACCUGGUGUGUUGGCCAGGCAGCGAGUAUGGGCAGCUUGCUCCUGGCAGCCGGAACGCCGGGCAUGAGGCAUUCACUGCCCAACGCCCGCAUCAUGGUUCACCAACCUUCAGGAGGCACCAGGGGCCAGGCCACAGACAUCGCCAUCCAGGCUGAGGAGAUCCUGAAGCUGAAGAAACAGAUCAACGUCAUCUACGCCAAACACACUGGCCAGCCGCUGGAAACCAUUGAGGGUGUGAUGGAAAGGGAUCGCUACAUGGGCCCCAUGGAGGCCCAGGACUUUGGUAUCAUCGACAAGGUCCUGAUCCACCCGCCCCAGGCCGGCCAGGAUGAGCCGGAGCUGGUGCAGAAAGAGCCGGCGGCAGCAGCCAGCGCCCCCCAACAGCCAGAGUGUGCAGCCCCUGCGCAGGCCCUCCCCGGGAUAAACCCCCCCUCCUCAUACAAACCUGAGCCAUGAAGCCACGAACAGUACAGAGCGCUGGUGGUUUGAUACCUGACAGUUUGGGAAGAACAAGGCGGGCGCCUCCAUGAUGUCUUUUUUUCUUUCCCCCCCCUAAGCCGUCUCCACACGUGCGCAGGCAUCAUGUUACAGAGAACCCAAUGUUUGCUACACCUUUUUAUUUUUGUUUUUAUUACUGUUAAGAUGUAGAUUCUGGUGAAAUAAAAAAUCAAAGAAGCGAUGGCUGAAGUUGGUCAUUGCUCACAUCUGAAGGAAACCAGCUAGGGCUGCACGAUACGAGGAAAAUACGGGAUACGCCAUAACGUUGAAUAUCUCGAUAACGAUAUUACUUGCGAUGAAUACAGAUGUUAAAAUGUUCUCAGUUCUGCCUUUCUGCUGCUUUCAGUAUUCUGCUAUAAUACAAGGCGUUGCUUGUUCUUUUAUCGAACAAAUCGAACAUUGGAUUGAGUAUAAACGGUAACACUAAGAAAAGAAUGACUGACAUUUUAAAGUGCAGUAUCUGUAGAAAAUACAGAUACUCUUUAAACUAAUUUAAAAACAUCUCCGUGUUUUUUGUGAUUUGUCGCAGUCUUCGCAAUGUUGAUAUUGCAAUGACAAUUUAAAAAAAAACAAAUGGAUUUAUCGUGCAGCCCUAGUUUCAGCUGAGUUGGUGUUAGCGCUCGCAGAGUGAAAGUACAGCGUGAUAAAAGGUAGAUGAUCUUAUUCAGGGGAGGGGGAGGGGACGCCUGCUUGAGACUAUGGAGCCAUCUCGUUCUGUACCUCCGUGCAGAGACGGCCACUGGAAGAGUGUAGAUGACCUGUAUUUGAAUACUCCUAUUUGUAAUUAAUAAAAUGUCCACAACUCAC
Messenger RNA from Sander lucioperca (pikeperch), 1758 nucleotides. Its product is annotated as caseinolytic mitochondrial matrix peptidase proteolytic subunit. The coding region runs from base 106 to 909 and encodes 267 amino acids. Gene Ontology annotation, biological process: protein quality control for misfolded or incompletely synthesized proteins. Gene Ontology annotation, molecular function: ATP-dependent peptidase activity; ATPase binding; serine-type endopeptidase activity. NCBI's taxonomy places the organism in Eukaryota, Metazoa, Chordata, Actinopteri, Perciformes, Percidae. The record is from RefSeq and is a predicted model, not a curated record. The transcript has 7 exons. Gene Ontology annotation, cellular component: endopeptidase Clp complex.